Molecule: messenger RNA, 1692 nt
Organism: Diplodia corticola
Lineage: Eukaryota; Fungi; Ascomycota; Dothideomycetes; Botryosphaeriales; Botryosphaeriaceae
Product: acid protease
Exons: 2
Coding region: 1-1692 (563 amino acids)
Biological process (GO): proteolysis
Molecular function (GO): aspartic-type endopeptidase activity
Source: RefSeq, a predicted model, not a curated record
AUGGCUGUCAAUCCUGUCCCGUCGCCUUACAUUGCCGUUUCCACAAAACAAUGGGAUGGAAUUGACGGCAACUGGUCAACCUUCCGCAUAUCAAUUGGCGAAUCUGAUGAGGCCCAGAAUUUUCGCGUGCUGGUCUCCACACGUGGAGCUUCGGCCUGGGUACCUCUACCCGGUGGUUGUGAGGACAAGGCUCAAGCUUGUCCGUCCUCACGUGGCGUUGAUCUCUUCCGCAGCCAACCGAGCACUGGAUUUCAGUCGGACGGGUCCUCCACGUGGAAUUUGAUCGGUAUUUUCAGUCUCGAUCUCGAAAACAAUCUCGGAUUCGCCAAUGAACGUGGAAAGUACGGCUACGACACAAUUCGGCUGGGGUUCAGCGAAGACAAAGACGCGUUGGAGAUAGAACAAAGCCUAGUCGUAGGCAUCCAUGGGACGAGCUACUGGAUCGGUUUGCUGGGCAUGAGCGCCGCCCGGUCCGUUUUGGAUCACGAUAACCCUCCAGGCCUGAUUGAGGUUCUCAAUGACGCGGGCAAGAUCCCAAGUCUAUCAUAUGGAUACACAGCCGGUGCCCAUUAUCGAGGGAUUCACGGAAGCCUCGUCAUCGGCGGCUAUGACCAAUCCCGCUUCCAACUCCCAGGACACAACUUCUCCUUCGCAGACAGCCAAGAUCAAUUCCUUAUCGUUGGCGUUCAAUCCAUCGAUACGAAUUUCAGUCUCACCGCAGUCGGCUCGCAGGAGUUGGUCGGCAACGGUCACUUGUCGUCCAUCGACUCCACUGUGUCAGAGCUUUGGCUCCCCGAGGAUGUUUGCAACAAUUUCGCAGCGGCCUUCGGUCUCAUCUACGAUGAGCGCAGCACCUAUUACACCAUCAACGAUACGAUGCACAACAAGCUACUUGCCGAGAACCCAACGCUCACAUUCAGGCUGGGAAACGGCAAAGACAACGACCCCAAACACAGCAUCCAAAUCGAACUGCCCUACGCGGCACUAGACCUCUUCGUAGAACCCCCAGCAUACCCAAACAAGACACGGUACUUCCCUGUACGUCGUGCAGAAAACGACACGCAGUACACCAUCGGCCGCACCCUGCUGCAGGAAGCGUACCUCACCGUCCACUACGAGCGGAACAACUUUUCCCUCGCACAAGCAAACUGGUCCGACCACGUCCCAGUCCCCGACAUCCGCACAAUCCACUCAACCAACUGGACGGCCCAGCACGCCGCUCGCUCUCUCAGCGGCGGCGCCGAGGCGGGCGUCGCCAUCGGAACCAUCGCCGGCGCCGUCCUCGUGCUCGGCGCCCUCUACCUCUACUGCUGGCGGCCGCGGCGGCUGGCCAAGGCGCUCAAGAAGCGGCCCAGCGUGGCCAGCCAGGCGCCGACGUACCAGGAGCCGCCACCGCACUACCAAGAAGCCAAGCAGUAUGACCCCUGGGGCCCCACCUCGAUGCAGCAGCACCAGCAGUCGAACCACGACGGGCGGCACGCUUCCAUGUUGGAAAUGCCGGCGGGCGCCGAACACCAGGCGAGGCGGCCCGAGCUAGACGGGGCGGGCGUGGGUGGUAGCUCAUACGAGCUUCCGGCACCGGUAGAGAUGAGAGAGGCAGAGGGUCAGACGGUACACGAGAUGGAUGUGGGAGGCGAUGGCGCUACGGAUGCUGCUGGUCAUGGAACUGGUGAUGAGGUGGAGAGAAGGUAG